AGCCGGAGGCCGGCACUUCGGGCCGUCUACACCGAGGGGCACCGAGGGCCGAGUAGGGCGCACGGGGUGGGUCUCGACGGGAUUAGGCGCCCCCGGAGCCAGAGCCGCGCCUGCAUCCGUCCUCCUGGUCCCCCACGAAGGCACCGCGUGCGGGAAGGGGCGCGGGCACCCAACGAGGACUAGGAUGCAGCUCCGAGGCGUCCUCCUAGUCGCCCUCCUCACCCUGCUGGCGUUCACCUCCACGGCCGCCAAGAAGAAAGACAAAGUGAAGAAGGGCGGCCCCGGGGGCGAGUGUGCCGAGUGGACCUGGGGGCCCUGCACCCCCAGCAGCAAGGAUUGCGGCGUGGGCUUCCGCGAGGGGACCUGCGGGGCGCAGACCCAGCGCCUGCGCUGCCGGGUGCCCUGCAACUGGAAGAAGGAGUUUGGAGCCGACUGCAAAUACAAGUUUGAGAACUGGGGCGCGUGCGACGGGGGCAGCGGCACCAAGGCCCGCCAAGGCACGCUGAAGAAGGCGCGGUACAAUGCGCAGUGCCAGGAGACCAUCCGCGUGACCAAACCCUGCACCCCCAAGACCAAAGCCAAGGCCAAAGCCAAGAAAGGAAAGGGCAAGGAGUAGUGGCCAGGCCCAGAUGCCCGCCCCAUGGAACCGACCAGUGCCUUCCGUCUGCUGUUAGCUUUAUCAAUCGAGCCCCGCUGCUUCCCUGCCCCUACCCCCAAGUGCCCGGAGUGGGGAGAGCCAAGGGAUUAGGGGAGGGGGGAGACGAGGACUUGGGCCUCCCCCCCCAUGGGAUUCGGUUCCCUAGACCCCCUUUGUUCUCCCCCCCCCCCCAAUGAUGCCAUUACUAGGAAACAAAUAAACCAAACCAUGUUUUUCCCAAUAAAAGCUCUUGUUUUAAUAUAUAAAAGCCCCUUCCCAGGGAAUUUGCUGUGG
This is a messenger RNA of Sorex fumeus (smoky shrew), 931 nucleotides long. RefSeq names its product midkine (gene MDK). Bases 185 to 616 code for a protein of 143 amino acids. The record is from RefSeq and is a predicted model, not a curated record. Lineage: Eukaryota; Metazoa; Chordata; Mammalia; Eulipotyphla; Soricidae. The transcript is spliced from 5 exons. Gene Ontology annotation, molecular function: growth factor activity.